AAUGUCAAUCGUAUGAAACUAAUGUCAGGAUUAUUUCGUUCAAGAGGUCCCGCGGCAUGCAUUCGGAACAGUGAGACCGUCUUAUCGAAAAUUAUCAUUAUUUCUGUCGAACUUGAGAUUAUUGUGGUGUGAAUAGGAAGCUAUUGAAGCAUUUAGUCCAAACGAGUCUACUCCGCACAUUUCGUAUUGGGCGAUAUUUGCGUGGGAUCCCGGCAAGCGUCGUGGGUUAUUCAUGGUAUUCACAGUGGAACAGAGGAAAUGGCGCAAUUUGGAUGGCUUUUGGUGUUGCCACUCUGUGUUUCCCGAAUAGACAGUCCGUCGGAAGCAGAAUUAACUUUUUCAUCUGAGUUUCGCCCAUUUUAGCCAUGUAGGAGAACCUAAAAUAUGAAUUUAAGAGUUUUCCGCGGUUGCCGCAAGCACUUUUCCUAAAAGUUUCCAUUUUACGACUCAUUUCCAACGAGCCGCUGUGACGUAUGGCAGUACUUUGAAGUGGAACCGCUGUAACUAAUUGGUAGGGGUAUUUAGGGAGCCAUAUCCGUUUUCGUAUUCAGUCUUGGAAUUUUCGUCGAGGGAGUAGGACGCUUGAUUUUGAUAGGGAGUUCGAAGAGAAAAAGAUACUUUUUCUAAAAUCAAAGGAUUUUGUGAAAUUAUUCAUUGCGAGGCAUAAAAUAGAUUCAAGACUCGCAUAUUAGUCUAGGGGAUAUGAUAACCUCUAUAGGAACCUAAAAAUUAGGAUUUUGCGUCUCAGAGAAAGACCCCGAGAACAAAGAAGUGCAAAAAUUGCCUGACUCCGGUGCAGCAGACAUUUUUAUAGAAAAUUAGUAGAAGAGGAUUUGGCUGCAAAGUCAGGAAUCUUAUAAAAGACGCUUGAAAGAAUUUUACGCAACUAUUUGUGUGACUUAAAUGUUCCGCUUGACCCCAGGGAAUCGUGCCUGGAAGAUCGCCCUAAAAUAGAAGUGAGAAUUGAAUAGCUUUAACGUAGUUGGAAUUUGUUUUUGAAGUGAAUAAUUUGCGUAUCAGUGCAUAAGAUAAGGCGAUUCGAAAGUUAUUUUUAAACAAAAGUCGAGAAAAAUGUGCUCGCCGCCAUUUUGUCCUUGUUGAUGACUUUCACCAAGUCGUGAAAUCAGGUCGCCCAGGCGGUGACGUCAUUCUGUUCGGUCGGCAAAGCCACGCGUAACAUUCUUGAGUCGGUAAUGCAGUCAGGGGUUUUCUAUGUUUAAUGAAAUAUCUUAAAAAAUCUGAUUAGGGAAAUUUUGGAUUGCGAGAAUGCCGAGAAUUGAUCCAUUGAAAUUACUAACCUGCCUGAAGGUGUUGCUUGCACCUAACGGAGGAAUUCGCAGUGCGAAUGAAGUAAAGCGUUUAGCCGAGUUAAUGGCGAAAUAUUCAAAAAAGCUGGUCUCGAAAUGUAUCUAUAUACAAAUUUUAAAAAGUACAGACACUGAAUUAUUGGGAAAGUUUAUGGGCGUGGGAGGCUGGUUACUCACCCAUAUGUGGUUAAAUGACGCGAUAAAGGCCGCCAAUUGGCCAUUAGUGCAAGAAAUAUUGGAACUGUUGCUAUUGUGUCCCGUGGAUGUGCAAAGAUUACGAAGUAAUACGGCACCGAAGUUAGUGAAAGGAUUGUCAAAGGAUGGAGGAAAUGAAGGUGUCCGAAUUCUAGCAACAAAACUCGUCGAACAGUGGCUUAAAGUAGUGAAAGGAGAGACAAUGGCUGCUUCAGAACUUGCAAACAAUGCUCAAAUUGCGAGCACGCCAAAGGAAGCUGGCGGUAAUGGUCUGGUACCAAGUGCAAUUAUCAUCCAAUCCGACAAAAAAGUUGCGGAUGGUUCCUCUGAACAGGUAGUAGCUCCGUCGGCGGAAACAGUGUCUGCAACUCUCACUUCACCAACAAAACUUAAAUCGGAUGAUCCGUUGGUUUAUAAAAUUGUCGUGAAAGAUGGAAAACAAAUCCUGGCUAAAAUCGUAAAUAGUGGUACCCCAAAUGAUCCAUUGGAUACAUCAAGUGUUGAGAAUAAAACAGAAAAAGGGGAGAAUAGUGUAGAUGGUGUUUCGAAUGAAGAGAAAUCAAGUGAAAGUUUAGAAGAUAAACAAUCGAAUAAAGAGAAUGAAGGAAAAAGUAGUGAAUCACAAGAUAAAUUAACAGAGAAGGAUUCUGAUAAGGAGAAAUCACGUAGUAAAGAUAAAGAUCGUCAUCGGGAUCAUAAAUCAUCGAGUUCAAGUCGUCAUAAAUCAUCUCCGUCUUCAUCGAGCAAAUCGUCCUCUAAGAGUAGUUCCAGCAGUAGUAGUAGAUCAAAAUCAUCUCAUAAUAGUAGCAGUAGCAGCAGCAGCAGUAAGCACAAGGAUAAAGAAAGUUCGGACAAAGAUAGGCACAAAUCGUCCUCAAGUAAAUCAUCGUCUAGCAGUCGGGAUAAGGACAAGAGUCGAAGCAGAGAUAAAGAUAGUGAUAGAAGUCACAGUAGUAGUGAUAAAGAUAGGUCCAGAUCCGAUAGGGAUAAAGAUAAGGACAAGGAAAAGUCUUCUGAUAAAGACAAGGACAAGUCCUCUGAUAAGGACAAGGACAAGUCCCAAUCAUCGGACAAAGAUAAUGGAAGCCCAAUGUUAAUUGAUAAACUUGGAAAAAUACCGAAAAAGCCAAAAGAAGACGAACCUGUCGUUACAUCAAUUACAAUACCCUCGAAAAAAGCCUCAAUGUCAAUAGAAAUCAGGCGAGGAGAUCCAAACCGACCGAAAACAGUGAAAACCUACAACUCUCAAUUCCGAAGUCAUGGCUUAUCCGAGGAAGCACCUCCUCCACCUUCCAGAAAAGGUUUGAAAAAACCUCCAACCCAAUCCAUUCCAGGCACAUCGAUACCCUCGACUUUGCUUGUGAAACGUUCAUCUCCACCACCGAUGCCAGCAACCAUAUCAUCACCGACCAGUGUCAAGGAACUUCUACCACCUGCCGAGAAAAAACUGAAAAUCGACUUAACCACCGCUCCAGCAACUGAAAAACCUGGUGCUGUUAAAUUUAUCGCACCAAAACCAAAACCAUCAACUCUAGUUGAAAGUGAUAUGUUCAUGGACGCUCUCUCAGCAGCUGCACCCAAGAAAGAUGUUCGAAAACGCAAACGGCGGCCAAGUGCAUCAAAGGAACCUGGCAAAGAGCCAACAACACCAGAAGAACCUGAAAGUCCUGUUGCCAACAAAGUUACCCCCUUGAAAUUCUACCAGGACACUCUCGAAGACAACGAUAAGACUGAAAACUCAGAUGACAUCAAAGAUGAUGUCUUCGAUGAUAAGAAAAACGACGAUGAAGAUGACAUACCACUGAAGAAAGUCAAAGAACAAAUCGAGGAGAAGGUUCGUGAAGAGAAGGAAUUGGAAGAGCGAAAAGCACGAGAGAACGAAGAACCCGAGGAAAAUCCAGUGAAAAAACCACCAGGUCCUGGUUGUGGCCCAGAUGGUCCACCGGGAGUUUUGAUGCUUCAUCGUCGCAAGGGUCCAAAGAAGAAGUUGACAUGGCGAGCACAGGAACAGUUGGAAGAAGUUCGAUACUUCGAGCUCGAUGAAAAUGAGCGAGUUAACGUUACUAAGACAUUCACUGAUAUGAAACAAAUGGAACGAUUCAAUGAGCGGGAAGCCUUUAUGCUAGCCCGGAAAUUAAAUGUCGAUGAUGUCAUGGUUGAACAAACACCUUGGGUACCGUUAAUUGAAAUAGAUGAUGUCCCGCCACAUCCCGAAGGCAACCAAAGUAAGGAGAAGAAGAUUCAAAUGGAGCGUGAGCAGACUACGCUAAAAGCAUUAUACUUCAACCGCCACAUGAUUCCGGAAUCACCGUCUGAACCGGAUAUGGAACAAUAUCAAAUGACUGAACCAGCUGUGAUACCUCUCGACGAUAUUACAGGGAAUCCAGAUGCAGUGAAUGAUUUCACCAGCAUGCCUUGGCCUGAUCCGAAAGGCUCACCACCACAAGAUGAUUUCAUGGGCGGAGCAGACAUGGGAUUCCCAGGCGGUCAAUUCAAUCCAUUCAUGCCUUUUGGCGGAAACGGUGGAUGGAUGGGACCAGGAAUGAACAACGGUCCACCGAAUGGAAUGAUGCCACCGAUGGGAGGUCCAAUGGGUAAUUUCAAUCCUAUGAUGGGCGGACCUCCAUCGAAUAUGAUGAUGAACGGUGGCCCACCCCCAAAUAUGAUGAUGGGCGGACCGCCAGACGAUAUGGGUAUGAAUUGCAACAUGAAUAUGAUGCAGUCAGGAUUUGGUCCUGGGGUUCCAGGUGGUCCAAACUUUGGUGGACCGCCAAACGGUGGAAUGGGAGGCGGCUUCAAUAACUUCGGGCCACCAAUGGGCAUGAAUCCCAAUAUGAAUAUGAACAUGAACAACGGACCACCAAGAGGUGGAGGUCCACGAGGUGGCAACUGGAGAUCUGGUUCGGCUGGACCACCAGGAGGUAACGACGGUCCAGGCGGCGGGGGCAACUGGCGUGGAGGUGGACGUGGCGGAGGAGGCGGUAACAUGCAAAGACGUGGAGGUGGUGGUGGUGGCGGUGGAAAUCGCGGUGAUAAUGGUCGUGGUGUUUGUAAACAAUUCCAGCGCGGCUUUUGUAGGAAUGGAAACAAGUGUAAUUUCUAUCACCCACCUGGAAACUCAAGGUUUUAAGGAACUCUGAUUCCGCACCUAAUUAUCGACUGUGAUAUCGACUGACACUGAAACAUAACUAAUCAAAGUGGAAAAUAUGUUGGUGCUGACUGAAUACAUUUAAGUGAUUGAAUAUAAACAUUUCGUCAUUCAUCCACUUCGGUCACCGAGCGUUCUAUACGCGACCCGGAUUCGCAGAAAUCCACUUACAGCUAAGGCACUUCGGUCAUAGAAUGACCAGAAAACCACGUUGAAGAGAAAGUUUUCGAAGUCGAAAACUGCUUCAGCAUCUUUUUAAAGAAAAAUCAAAUCAAGCAUUGCUCGCCAAGGAGCAAUGCAAAGUUCUUGCAAGAACUCAAAAAUCAUGUCCAAAUGAAUGAUAUAAGGAUAAUAUCACCAGCUAGAUUAUAUGUUAAAAAGUACAAACUAAAACGGUUUUUUUGUAACCAAUAUUCAUAGAAUUAACAAUGCUCCGAAUCUGUCUGAGCACAAUUUCAUUAUUAUAAAUUAAUUCACGCAUUUAAUCUCGAUUAUGAUUGAAAUAUGAAUUUUAAAAAUCAGAUAAAAUUACUAUAAAGACUUUUGGAACGAAAGUGAGUUCCAACUUGAAAAGCAUAUUUGAAUUCAGUUUAAUAUGCUCAACUGCUCGAUCUAAUUCAUGUAAUAUAUUGUAAAUACGACUCUUAUCUCUCCACCUAGUUUAAAUUAAUUUUAUUUAAACAAUAUGAAAUAAGAUUUUUAUAAUUAUUGUAAUGAAUUCUUAGUUUUAAAGGUCUUGUUAUAAUUUACGAUGUAAGAAAAGAACCUAAUGUUAAAUCAUGAGUUUUUACUUAAAUAAAAUCGUAUUGAAAAUAAUA
Molecule: messenger RNA, 5468 nt
Organism: Hermetia illucens (black soldier fly)
Lineage: Eukaryota; Metazoa; Arthropoda; Insecta; Diptera; Stratiomyidae
Gene: PNUTS
Product: serine/threonine-protein phosphatase 1 regulatory subunit 10
Exons: 6
Coding region: 1267-4632 (1121 amino acids)
Molecular function (GO): metal ion binding
Source: RefSeq, a predicted model, not a curated record